Molecule: messenger RNA, 1625 nt
Organism: Aspergillus wentii DTO 134E9
Lineage: Eukaryota; Fungi; Ascomycota; Eurotiomycetes; Eurotiales; Aspergillaceae
Gene: zrfC
Product: putative ZIP Zinc transporter
Exons: 4
Coding region: 75-1550 (491 amino acids)
Biological process (GO): zinc ion transmembrane transport
Cellular component (GO): plasma membrane
Molecular function (GO): zinc ion transmembrane transporter activity
Source: RefSeq, a predicted model, not a curated record
CCCGUCGGCUGAGGCAAUUUAAACCAUAAACUGUUCCCGUUACUAUCCUUCCUCUAUUCAAAGAAGAAUUCACCAUGGCCAGCAUCUUAUUGCUUCUCACGGCCAUUGCGUCGGUCCAUGCGCAGACAUACAGUGGAUGCCACAAUCACUCCAGUGUGGAAUAUUGCUAUGGAAGCGAUGGCAGUGAAACACCAGUCUUUACAUACUCCCAAACAGGGACAGCCACCUUGCCUGCUACUGUAGCAGCCAGCACCACGAGCACCGGUCAGACAACGGCUGUGACUGGAUGUCAUAAUCAUGGAUCGGAUGUGUACUGCAUUGACAGUGAUGGUCAUGAAGUUCAAGUGUCGUUGACAGCGACUCCGACGGGAGAACUUCCAGCGCAGUACACCAGCUGUCAUACUCAUGGAAGUGAACAAUACUGCGUUGACCCAGAUGGAAAUGACGUGCAAAUCCUUGAAGAGGGGGCAUCAGCAUCUGAAGAGACUGAGAGUGAAUCGAGUGGAGAGUCUGGAGGAGAGAAUUGCCAUUUCCACGCUGGCGUUGAACACUGCGUGGGCGCAGGAGAAUCAGAGUCCAGUGGCACUUCCUCAUGCAAUGUUAGAGAUCGUGAUUACGAUCUUCCCCUGCGGAUCGGGACGCUUUUCGUGAUUCUUGCUACCAGUUCCAUUGGAGUUUUUGCUCCGAUGCUGCUCGCUAAACUGCCCUUUCAAACACUCAAUACGAUGGUGUCGACUGCUAUCAAGCAGUUUGGAACUGGUGUCAUUAUCUCUACUGCUUUUGUCCAUCUUUACACCCACGCAACCCUAAUGUUCACCAACGACUGCCUCGGAGAACUCGAAUACGAAGCCACUACUUCUGCCGUCGUAAUGGCCGGGAUUUUUAUCUCCUUUUUGAUCGAAUACAUCGGCCACCGCAUCAUCCUCGCUCGCGCUGCCAGAGCUUCAUCGACCGAAACUGAAUCCGCAUCCCAGGCCGUUCCGAAAGAUUCUGCCCAUCACCAACAAACCAGCGCAUUGACUCAGCUUAGCCAUAACCACGGCCCAUCCGAUCCCACGAAACCCGACACAAAGUUCUCCGUCUUGGUCAUGGAAGCAGGUAUCAUCUUCCACAGCGUGAUUAUCGGUGUUACCCUCGUGGUCGCAGGGGACUCAUUCUACAAGACCUUGCUAGUAGUCAUCGUCUUUCACCAAUUCUUCGAAGGUCUAGCUCUUGGAGCUAGAAUCGCAAUGCUGCCAGGGAAGAUCUUGCCCACCAAAGCCUUGAUGGCGGGAGCAUUUGCACUGGUCACCCCGGUUGGAAUGGCGAUCGGGAUGGGAGUGUUGCAUUCGUUCAACGGGAAUGACCGAGACACACUGAUUGCGCUGGGCACGUUGGAUGCGCUGUCUGCGGGCAUUCUCGUGUGGGUUGGUGUAGUGGAUAUGUGGGCGAGGGACUGGGUAAUCGAGGGAGGAGAGUUGAUGGAUGCCAGUAUUGGCAAGGUGAUGACUGGUGGGAUUUCAUUGGUUGCAGGAAUGGUCUUGAUGGGGGUUUUGGGUAAAUGGGCUUAAAUCUAUCGACAUUGAAGAAGAAUCUGUACAUGGUUAUGCAUCUCAAUUGAACUUGGAUAUUUAAGAACCAGCACU